Messenger RNA from Diospyros lotus (date-plum), 817 nucleotides. RefSeq lists its product as uncharacterized. Gene Ontology annotation, molecular function: phosphoprotein phosphatase activity. NCBI's taxonomy places the organism in Eukaryota, Viridiplantae, Streptophyta, Magnoliopsida, Ericales, Ebenaceae. The record is from RefSeq and is a predicted model, not a curated record. The transcript has a single exon. The annotation marks the transcript as partial.
CGGAGCCGAACCAAGUUUAAAAUUGGUUGUAAUAAUCUUUUUCAGCACGGAAUAUUUGUUUGCUUUGAUUUUUUAAAGUCAGUGAAUAAAAAUUUCCGGACCCGCUCUGUCGCUAACGGCCCGCUCCUGCCCUCCACCUCACCGGAGAAACCGACCGUUUUUCUUGACCUAGACGAGACUUUGGUCCAUUCCCGGCCAAACCUCCCGCCGGAGAGGUACGAUUUCAUCUUCCGGCCGGUCAUAGACGGCGCAAAAGUCGAUUUCUACGUCUCCAAGCGUCCAUUCUUGGACGAGUUCCUCGAAUUCCUCAGCGAAAAAUUCGAACUCGUGGUCUUCACCGCUGCUCUGGAGGAGUACGCUUCCCUGGUGGUGGAUCGGCUGGAUCGGAAGGCGUUGACAUCCCACCGGCUUUACCGGACUUCUUGCAGGGAAACGGAGGGCAAGUUCGUGAAGGACUUGAACGCAACCGGGAGAGACCUGAGGAAGGCAGUUCUCGUAGACGACAACCCUAAUUCGUACUCUAUCCAGCCGGAAAACGCCAUUCCGAUACGACCGUUCACCAACGACUUAAGCGAUUCUGAGCUCCGGCGGUUGAUUGAGUUCUUCCGGCGCACUGAUGAGUAUGAAGACAUAAGAGAGGCUGUGAAGCGGCGCCUUGCUGAAGAGCAAGGAGAAGAGAGAUUAUGAAUGUAAGUGUUCUUUGUUUGUUUGUUAAAUUCCCUUCUCUUGAAAUUACUUUUUUGAACAAAUAAUGUUCAAUUUCAAUCUCAUGAAAGGAAAUAUAUAAUAAAGCACUUCUGGUGCUUUGGCUUUGGCU